GAGUUUCUUGUGCCGUGUAGAGAUGUUCUCACUCUUCAUGGAGAUACUCGCACUUGUACCCAAAGAUCAGCUUCCCAGUCAUCUCCGCAAUCAGUCUCUGCAGACGUAUCUCGACUUCAAGCUGGCAUCGCUGUCAUACCAGCAGCGCAAGCAAGAAUUUCUCGAGCAUGUCGGCUGCUGGGUGCAGGCCAGUUGUGAUCUGCAGAAAUUUUCCAAUCCCACUGGAGACUCAGAAGUAGCGACAACUCGGCCGUUUGAAAUAACUUGAACUGUCCACCUCUCCACACUGCACUCUUGGCCCACAUUCGCCACACCAUAGCGAGGAAAUUCGUUCUUGGAUAGAUGUGUUCCAUAUCCUCCAGGCAGCUGUUUCGCUUACUGAGAGCUCCUCAGCGCUGGUAGAUAACGAACGAAUAGACUGGAGACAGUCUCAUCAUAUCUGACUGUGAUCAGACGAGAGAGAGGAAAGUCGCCCUGCUGCUGUGGUGCAACAGACCUUAUCCCAGCCUGCAGCCAAAGCUCUGUGAUGGGCGACGAGAGGGGAAGGCGGCUUGUAUUCAAACUGCAGCUAUCAAUGAAGUUGAAUGAAGUUGAAUGAAGUUGAAGACACCACUGCAGCUGUACUUAUGGUUGAUAAAUAUGGUGGUAAAGA
Sycon ciliatum is the source of this 652-nucleotide messenger RNA. Its product is annotated as tRNA-specific adenosine deaminase 1-like. Lineage: Eukaryota; Metazoa; Porifera; Calcarea; Leucosolenida; Sycettidae. The record is from RefSeq and is a predicted model, not a curated record. Gene Ontology annotation, molecular function: RNA binding; tRNA-specific adenosine deaminase activity. Gene Ontology annotation, biological process: tRNA processing.